AUGGAUGACGGCUCGACAGCUUUGCAUUGUGCCGCCAGAAGCGGCUCUAUCUCUCUGGUGGAGCUCCUACUUGAGUACGGCGCUAACGUGAACGCAAAAACGAACGUGGGUACGACGCCGCUGCACGAAGCGGUCAUUAACCGGAAUGAGGCAACGGCGAAGAUGCUACUAGAAAACGGAGCUAAGGUCGAUGCCACGACCGACAAGAGCUUCAGAACCGACCGUGGCGGAGGUCUAUUCGACCUCAUGACCAUUUUCAUGGAGCAGAAUUCGGAAGCAAGUCGCGAGAUCCAGGAUGCCACCAAAAAGACGGCUCUCUACAUAGCCACCGAUAACAACAGCCUACCGCUCGUUAAGCUUCUCCUUUCUCACAAAGCACACGUCGACGCCUGCACGGAUUUGGGUGCUACACCGUUGUAUGUGGCCACGUUUCGAGGCUACUCCGACAUCCUGCUGCUGAGGAUGGGAGCGGACGUGAAUGGGUGCGACAAGGCAGGCCUGAAAUCGAUACACAUCGCCGCCGCUAAGGGUCAUGCCGACAUUGCGAAGACGUUGGUCGAGAGCGGGUGCGAUAUAGAUGAUGUUGGGGACGGGAGAGGGACGCCGCUGUGGUUCGCUCUCUCCAACCGACAUGAUGCUAUUGUUCGGUUAUUGUGUCAGCAUGGCGCUGAUCUGGCGGCUGAGGAGAAGAAGCUGAAUAUCACAGUUAUGAUUGGACCGAAGCAAAUCUUUUAUGGCAUCCGGCAGUAG
Molecule: messenger RNA, 750 nt
Organism: Trematosphaeria pertusa
Lineage: Eukaryota; Fungi; Ascomycota; Dothideomycetes; Pleosporales; Trematosphaeriaceae
Product: ankyrin
Exons: 2
Coding region: 1-750 (249 amino acids)
Molecular function (GO): protein binding
Source: RefSeq, a predicted model, not a curated record